Chlorella variabilis is the source of this 900-nucleotide messenger RNA. RefSeq lists its product as hypothetical. The transcript is spliced from 10 exons. Bases 1 to 900 code for a protein of 299 amino acids. Gene Ontology annotation, biological process: fatty acid elongation. Gene Ontology annotation, molecular function: long-chain fatty acid [acyl-carrier-protein] ligase activity. Lineage: Eukaryota; Viridiplantae; Chlorophyta; Trebouxiophyceae; Chlorellales; Chlorellaceae. The record is from RefSeq and is a predicted model, not a curated record. Gene Ontology annotation, cellular component: chloroplast.
AUGGGGGUCCCCGCUCUGCAGCACCCUGCAACUGACGAGGACCGAGACUCCCCCGGCGACCGCUCCACUGGACCGCAGCACCAGGGCGCCCGCCUUGCAGGCUGGACUGCCUUCAGCGCAACGGCUUGCGCCUGCUGCUGGGACGACCUGGCGGCGCAAUAUGGCGAGGCGCUUGCGGUGAUGGACCCGCACCGCUCGCCCGUCGUGCAGUACAGCUUUGCGCAGCUGGCCGACGCCAUUGCCCAGUUCGCGUCCGGCCUGCAGUCGCUGGGGCUCAGCAAGGGCGACAAGGUGUCGCUUUUCAGCGAGAACAGCAGCAGGUGGCUGAUUGCGGACCAAGCGAUCAUGAACAGCAGCGCCUGCGUGCGGCGCGUCACGCGGGGGGUGUGGAGCGCCGUUACCGGCGCCGCGGCCGCUGUGCUGUGCUGCCGCUCACGGGUGGUGCUGCGCGUGGUACUGGCCGGCCCGCAGGUGCGCGGCACCAGCAGCAGCCUGGAGGAGCUGCAGUACAUCAUGCAGCACAGCGAGAGCGGCGGGCUGGUGGUGCAGGAUGCCGCCACACUGGACAAGCUGCUGCCCGCCCUGGGCAGCUCCAAGCAGGCCUGCCCCAUGCGCUUUGUGGUGGUGCUGUGGGGCUCGCCGUCGGCGGCCGCGGCGGCGGCGCUGGGCUCCCACCUGCUCACCUUUGACGCGGUGAUGGCGCGGGGCGCGGGUCAGGCCUUCUCCCCGCCCGAGGCCUGCGCCGCCGACCUCGCCACGCUCGUCUACACCAGCGGCACCACGGGGCACCCCAAAGGCGUCAUGCUGACCCACGCCAACCUGCUGAAGCCGGUGAGGUCCACGCUGCCGCUGUGCCGGUGGGAGGCGCUGCCCGCCAGGCUGCCAGACUCGCACUCAUAA